AUUGUACCAAUAUUUGCUGUAGCUGAUAGUAGUUUCUUGGCUUAUUAUGGAAACGUUAGUAGCCUGUUUGAUGGUUUCAGUUUAAGUCUCAGUGAGGACUCAUCAAACUUACAAGAGGUUCUUAAUGAAGCUUAUUCUAAUGUCGUAUCAACAGCUCGACUGAACUUUGUCCUUCCGGAUUAUAUAUCUGUUAAUAUUCAAGCUAAUUGCCCUCCAAACUCUACCUUCUUACCAGAAACAAACGAGUGCUCCAGCAUUGGAUCAGGUACGGCUGACUUCUUUAUUUCCUUCACUUUGAACUCUUGCCCAGAAAAAUACCGAAAUGGGCAAACAGAAACAGUUACUGUCAACGUUCCUGGGUUUGGUUCUUUUGAUGUUCAAAUAGGUGGCCAUUGUGCCUGUGAAUGUGAAAACACAACAGUUCCUUCCAGUCUACUAUGCAGCAACAAUGGAGCAUUCUCCUGUGGUCUCUGUGAUUGCAAUAGUGGCUGGAGCGGGCCCUCCUGUAACUGUUCAACAGCAAUGUGUCCAUUAGGUCCUAAUAAUCAAGUAUGCAGUGGUGAGAGUAGGGGCCAGUGUGUUUGCGGUCAGUGUGUGUGUAAGCAGCCAACCAAUAGUGUACCAGGAGUAACUACACCACGUAUUGAAGGAAAUACUUGUGAAUGCAGUAACUAUGAAUGCGAGACUGACUCAAAUGGUUUAGUAUGCAGUGGGCAUGGUACGUGUACUUGUUCUAAUGGUACGUAUACUUGUCAGUGUGAUAGAUCAACUGUUUCAGGUUUCUAUUACAGUGGGGACUAUUGUCAAUGCUCGUAUGAUAAUUGCAUUGAUAAGGCUUCAAAUGCAUCAGUCUUAUGCAGUGGCAGAGGAGCCUGUGACCAGUGUCAAGGUAGCUGUAACUGUCAACCUGGUUUUAUUGGUGAAUAUUGUAGCCUGUCAUUUACUGGUAGGCCAUUGUGUACUGCUAACGAAGAAUGUGUCAAAUGCUUUGCAAAAGCAGCCAAAGAUGAUAGUAUUUCUUGUUCGCAUUUAUCAUGUUCAGAAUAUUCCACGCUAUCAUCAUCUCAAGACACUUCCACAUACACCAUACCUGAUACCAUUGAUGACUCAACUAGUGAUUGCUCCAUUAGCACAGUAGAAUGCAGUUAUAUCUACUAUGUAGCUGUCUCUACCAACUCCAGUAUAACAGUAUAUCAAGUGGAGCCUGAAGUUUGCCUUCCAAUACCAAUAUGGGCCAUUGCUGUCAUAAUAGUCAUAAGUCUUAUACUCAUUGGUGCAUUGAUUCUGAUUAUAAUCAAACUGAUAUUCGUGUACAGAGAUCACCGUGAGUACAAGACCUUCCUCUACGAGGUUAACCAAUCCAAGAGAAUGCAACAAGAAAACCCAGUCUACCUCAACCCCAUUACUGAGACUGUGAACCCAGUUCAUGGUAUAGUUACUUAAUUAUUAUUAACAUUACAAUGCGACAUGCUUUACACUGCUAUGCUACAUACAUGUACAUCAUAGAUUAUUAAUUUUUUGCAUAAUGAAAUAUUUUUUCGAAUAAA
Molecule: messenger RNA, 1547 nt
Organism: Amphimedon queenslandica
Lineage: Eukaryota; Metazoa; Porifera; Demospongiae; Haplosclerida; Niphatidae
Product: integrin beta-1-like
Exons: 1
Biological process (GO): cell-cell adhesion; cell adhesion mediated by integrin; cell migration
Cellular component (GO): focal adhesion; cell surface; integrin complex
Molecular function (GO): integrin binding
Source: RefSeq, a predicted model, not a curated record